GCACCCGUGGGAAGCCGGAGCGGGGCGUAAGUAUGGUGUAAAAAUGAGAAGUUAAGAAAAGGAAAGGUCCUUAAAGUUAUGUAUAUAAGUAUUAGAUAGGGAAUGUGAAAAUAAUACUUUACUGGUAGGACCAACUCUAGCCAUUGACAAAACUAAAUAAAAACAACAGUUGUAACGCGUUAUUGUAUUGAAUAUAAAAUUAAAAUGUCAAAAUAAUUUAGAUUAAGUUGGAAUUAUUAGAACAGGUUAUAUUAUUAGCAAUCACUUGGUUCGUACAAAAUAUUAUGUAGUAGUCUCAAAACCGUAUACAGUGUAUAAUUUUAAUUUUAAGAUGUUGUACUUUGUGCUGUUAAUAUUGUGUGUAGUGACAUGUAGUAGCGAAAAUGACGAUGAUUGGAAACUAGUGCAUACAGUACAAGGACCUGUGCGUGGCCGCAAGGAUCCUGACGGAAUGUACGUAUUUUAUGGCGUACCGUAUGCUACUGCUCCGACUGGUGAAGAUAAAUUCAAGGCUCCGCUUCCACCACCAAAAUGGGAGGAACCGUUAAUUGCAAUAGAUAAAGGUGUAGUAUGUCCACAAGCAAAGUUUGGAGCACAAGCAUCGAACUUAAACACUCAAGAAGAUUGCCUUAUUGCGAACAUUUAUGUCCCAGACACUGAAGAUAAAAACCUUUCCGUCAUGGUACAUAUUCACGGAGGCGCUUUACGAUAUGGAUAUGGAACUGAAGGUGCUCCAGGAAACGCAGGUUUAAAAGACAUGAUUGCAGCACUACGUUGGGUUAAAAACAAUAUUGCUGAUUUUGGCGGGAACCCCAAUGACAUAACUAUCGCAGGUUACAGUGCAGGAGCUACUGCUGCAGACCUUUCGCAUGUUCGCAAUCCGCAUGAAAAUGCUAAGAUCCAAGCUAAAGCUUUGAAUUUCACUGGAGAUCCAAAUGAUAUUCUUUUAUUAGAGAAGUUUUAUAGAUCUGCUUCUUACGACACAUUAACAAUGGACGCCUUUAAGCCUAGAAAAGACUCAACGUACCUAUUCACUGCAUGUGUUGAACGUGAUAUAGGAACCAAUGAAGUAUUCUUACACGAUUCUCCCAUAAAUAUUUUACAAAAAGGUGAUUUCAUAAAAGUGCCAAUGUUAUAUGGAUUUGCAAAUAUGGAAGGAUUGUUACGGAUACCAAACUUUGAUAUUUGGAGCAACGACAUGAAUAAAAUGUUUUCAGACUUUCUUCCUGGUGAUUUGGCAUUUGGUAACGAUACAGAAAAGAAUGAAAUGGCUGAGAAAAUUAAAGAAUUUUACUUUCAUGAAGAGCUUGUAAGUCGUAGUAAUAUAAUAGGAUAUGUUAACUACUUCACUGACGUGAUGUCAGCUUAUCCUUCGUUAAAAUCAGUAAAUGUGAACAUGCAUAGUGGCAACAAUGAAAUAUAUUUAUAUGAAUACUCAUUUGUGGAUGAUGAUACACCAUUUGUGCCUUACACAAAAAUAAAAGGUGCUUCUCAUUGCGCGCAAACGCUGGCUGUUUUGGAUGGAGUUUCUGAGUCGAACCCAGAUGAAUGCAACGCUUCACUUGAGUUUCGAAACAUGAAGAAAAUCAUAAGAGAGUUGUGGCAUAACUUUAUUACUAAUGGAGAACCGGUACUUAAGAACUCUUCGCUCCCUGCAUGGCCAGCAGUAAGUGCCAGCAAAUCCUCGUAUAUGUCUUUGGGACGCAAGGUUGGACUUCGUGAGGGUCUGCUGUCCGAUCGAGUUGACUUCUGGAGUGGUAUCUAUGACAAGUUCUACAGACAGCCUGUACCGCCACCAGUAUACACAGAAACUUGAUUUUAAAAACGUAUGCUUUAUUUUAUAUAGUUAUAUAUAUAUGUAUGUCAUAUUGAUUACAAUUAGGUGAUACUGUUUUGUAAGAGAUGUAUAGCGUCACAUUCGGAAGAAAUACUAAAUCUCACUUUAAACAAAUGAAAAAUACUCAACAUAGUUUUUUUUGUG
This is a messenger RNA of Spodoptera exigua (beet armyworm), 1981 nucleotides long. NCBI's taxonomy places the organism in Eukaryota, Metazoa, Arthropoda, Insecta, Lepidoptera, Noctuidae. The record is from the annotation of a GenBank genome assembly.